AUGAUCGCGAACGUGCUCAGUGUUAUUGUGUCCGCUUGUAGUUUUCUCUUUACUUCUUAUGUUUUGUGUCGUCUGACAUAUUUCUUAUCAAGUCACGAUAUACACAUUCAUUCAGAUGACAGUACAGAACAAGCUGCUUUUUCGAACCUUUUUCUGGAUAUGUUGUUGCUUACUGUUUUUAUCCUCCAACAUUCUCUCAUGGCCAGCAAUCGAUUUAAACAAAUUUGCUGUAAUUUAUACAUAGAACACCUCAGUAGAAGCAUUUAUAAUGCUUGCAACUCAGUCAUAGUUAAUUUCCUAAUCAACAAUUGGCAGCAAGUUCCAUUUUAUCAUUUCUGGCAUUUUAGCACCUCUAGCAGUACUGUUUCAAUACUUUUCAAUAGCCUUCAUGUGUUUGCUUGGAGCUACAUUUACAGUGGUUGUAUUAUGAUGGAUAUUGCUGAACUGUAUGGACUCAAGCAGGUCUUCUACAGAAUAUCUGGGAGAAAUAGUCCUCUGGAUAAUAAAUCUACAGAAUUGAAACGAUACAUGAAUCAUAUGAGGCAUCCUAGCUUCACUGGAUUUCUUAUUGUUCUGUGGCUGUAUCCUUUUAUGAGUCUAGACCGAAUGUUAUUGGCUAUUGUGUUCACGGGAUACAUGGUGGUAAGAUGGACUACAGAUCCCGAGGAUUAUAAUUAUCACGUUCGAUAUUUUCAACAAAAGCAAAUGGAACUGUCAUAAUUUCCCAUUUUCUACAUGU
This is a messenger RNA of Dinoponera quadriceps, 739 nucleotides long. RefSeq names its product nurim homolog. The coding region runs from base 1 to 720 and encodes 239 amino acids. The record is from RefSeq and is a predicted model, not a curated record. The transcript has 4 exons. Lineage: Eukaryota; Metazoa; Arthropoda; Insecta; Hymenoptera; Formicidae. Gene Ontology annotation, cellular component: nuclear membrane.